AUGCAGCCUUACGGAAAGCGUAUCCUCAGUUUGAGUGAGACCUUCAACUUCCCCGAUGCCUGUCAAGUCGACAUACCGAUAUUUUCAACAAACCCUCCUGCUAUCUACGCGGCCGACUUCAAACCACAGGCCAAAUAUGUCUUCGAUAUUGAAUUUCGCAAUCAGGAUAAGGUUCCACGGUCCGUUAGAGUUGACCAAAAUGAUUCUGCCUACUUCAAAAUAAUUGGUCGAACACGGAGUUUUACGAAAAUUGCCACUGGACUUUCCGCACACGUUCGCAUCCAGUUUUCUCCUGAGGAGCUCAAGGAUUAUACACAUGAGCUAGUGUGCACAACUGAUCGCGAGGUCUUCUCAAUUCCUAUCUAUUGCAUUGGAAGACGUUCUUCUCUUGAGGGGCCGAAGAGCAUCACGUUCGUCAACUGUCCGGUAAAGCAGACUUUGGAAAAAGCAAUCAGCUUGCGGAAUACGGGGGAAAGUGCCUUUGAAUUUAUCGCACACACAUUUGGCUCUUUGUCUGCUUAUCCGCAUAAAGGUGUGAUCGACGCCGGCUGCAGCUUUCAACUUCUUUUACAAUAUACGCCCAAAGAGGUUGGACCUCAAUGCGAAAACAUAUAUUUCGAAGCUGAAAGAGGUGAUGGGCUUUGCACGCUAGCCAGGACUGAGGCCUUUGAAGUUCCUGUCACUCUUUCGGAGUCCGAGCUAACCCAGAUGCAGACACUCAUCGGUACAAAAUGUUCAAGGAGUGUAUUCAUUGAAAAUCGAAGCGAAUACUCUUUAAAAUUCCGAUGGACCUUCGGAAAGUCACAUAAAACCAACAAAAGUACUCGAUCAAUAGAUAGUUCGCCCGAAAAUGACGAUUGUAUGAGUGCGGAUAUGAGCACUAGUGAUGGCGAUGAACUUAACGCAAGUUAUCACAUGAAGAGCAGUCGUUCUGCCACCCUGUCUAUCGAAGAUGGCGCCUUUAUGAUUGAGCCAAGCCACGGGGAGGUCAUGUUUGGCACGAGGAGAGAGAUUCGUAUAAUAUUUUCUCCAACUUACGCGAAAGCGCACUCGGCACUCGCCCUCUGCGACAUCGAAGGUCGCCAACAGGCUCUGCCUCUACAACUUGAAGGACAGGGGAUGGGCCCCCUGGUUAAAUUCUCCUUCCGUUCCCUCGACGUUGGACAGAUCUUUAUCAGUGCUCGGCAUACCUACGAGUUGGUCGUGGCUAACAGCUGUGAAAUCGAUGCCAUCUUUUCGGUGAAGGCGCAGGCCUCGUCUGGCUUCAGUGACUGUUUUUCCUUUUCACACGACGAGGGUCUUAUUAGCCCUCAGGACUACCAGGCUGUAGACAUUACCUUCUGCUCACCUGACCGGCUGGGCAAGUUCAACGAGAGUUUCGAAUUCCUCUUUGACGGUUCACCGGACCCAGAAAUAAUAACUAUUAAAGGCGAAGUUGUGGGUCCAACACUCUAUUUCAAGGGCAAGGAACUUAAUUUCGGUUUGGUGUCAUAUGGUUUUCCGCUGACGAAAGGGAUAAAACUCUACAACAAUUCAACUGUUCCUGUGAAUUUCAAGCUACGAACGGUUGAAUACGAUGAGUUGGAUGAGGACUUACGCCAUGCUGACAGUGAGGACGGCGACUCAGGUUGCGCUCUCAACUCGAACAGACAGACGACAAGUGCUACACUGCAGAAUAUUGAAUUUGAUGUGAAACCCAGUUGCGGGCAUAUGGACGCCUUCAGUUCGACUGAAAUGGAAAUUACUUUUAAGCCAAUGCUAGCGGGAAGGUUAAAGUGGAAACUACUUGUUGACGCCGAGCACGUGACCGGUGCCACCUAUCUGUCGGUCUCCGCCGAGUAA
Molecule: messenger RNA, 1842 nt
Organism: Dibothriocephalus latus
Lineage: Eukaryota; Metazoa; Platyhelminthes; Cestoda; Diphyllobothriidea; Diphyllobothriidae
Source: the annotation of a GenBank genome assembly